GUUUCGCAUAUAUUUUCAUCUCUAAGCUUCCCACUCUCACCUUUUCGCGCGCCGUCGUCGUCUUCUUCUUCUUCUUCUUCUUCUUCAACCAGACUCCCCCAGAAAGCUCAAAGAUGGCGGAACAGACGGAGAAGGCUUUCCUGAAACAGCCCAAGGUGUUCCUCAGCUCCAAGAAGACUGGCAAGGGGAAGAGGCCAGGAAAGGGAGGCAAUCGCUUCUGGAAGAGCGUUGGUUUGGGAUUCAAGACUCCCAGAGAUGCCAUUGAAGGAACAUACAUUGAUAAGAAGUGCCCUUUCACCGGCAAUGUCUCCAUCAGGGGUCGCAUUCUGGCUGGUACCUGCCACAGUGCAAAGAUGUCGAGGACUAUCAUUGUUCGGCGCAAUUACCUCCACUACAUAAAGAAAUACCAGAGAUAUGAGAAGAGGCAUUCAAACAUCCCAGCCCAUGUUUCACCAUGCUUCCGUGUGAAGGAGGGAGAUCAUGUCAUCAUUGGGCAGUGCAGGCCAUUGUCAAAGACGGUUAGGUUUAAUGUGUUGAAGGUCAUUCCAGCUGGGGCUUCUGCUGGUGGGAAGAAGGCAUUUACUGGAGCUUAGACAGCAUUUUGGGCGGUCUCUUAGUGUUAUUUAUGCAACUACAUUAGAUUGAGUUUCUUUUGGAACAUUUAAAUUUUGCCAUUUUAAUUUGCACCUUCAUGUACUCUGAAUGUUAAGGUUUUCUUCAGUACCAUAAUUUACCAUAAUUCUGAAUCAUAUUAUCAUCAAAA
This is a messenger RNA of Rosa rugosa (rugosa rose), 763 nucleotides long. RefSeq names its product small ribosomal subunit protein uS17. Gene Ontology annotation, biological process: translation. Bases 114 to 593 code for a protein of 159 amino acids. Lineage: Eukaryota; Viridiplantae; Streptophyta; Magnoliopsida; Rosales; Rosaceae. The transcript is spliced from 6 exons. Gene Ontology annotation, cellular component: ribosome; cytosolic small ribosomal subunit. Gene Ontology annotation, molecular function: structural constituent of ribosome. The record is from RefSeq and is a predicted model, not a curated record.